This is a messenger RNA of Schistocerca serialis cubense, 1806 nucleotides long. RefSeq names its product ATP-dependent zinc metalloprotease YME1L-like. Gene Ontology annotation, molecular function: ATP hydrolysis activity; ATP-dependent peptidase activity; metalloendopeptidase activity. The transcript has 13 exons. The record is from RefSeq and is a predicted model, not a curated record. Gene Ontology annotation, biological process: mitochondrion organization; protein quality control for misfolded or incompletely synthesized proteins. Bases 1 to 1806 code for a protein of 601 amino acids. Gene Ontology annotation, cellular component: mitochondrial inner membrane. NCBI's taxonomy places the organism in Eukaryota, Metazoa, Arthropoda, Insecta, Orthoptera, Acrididae.
AUGCUGGAGUUUAUGGGUGGAAGAAGUGUCUCAGCAUCGGGUUUCAAGGCAGAAUGUAGUGUCCAGUUUGAAAAAUCAAGAAAUCAAAACCUGAUUUUAAAAUUAUAUGAUUCACUGGAGCCGAAUUUAUCAGCCAGCAGUACCCAUGAUGAGUGUGUUUAUAGACUAGUUGAUUCUCAAACUGAAGGAUGGAAAGGUCUGACAACAUCUGACUCCUUACCUCCAGAAAAAGAACAACAAAGAAAGAAAGUAGAUUUUGCACAGGGCUACCUUGGUGAAAAUGGAGAGAGUUCUCCAGGCCCAUUUAUGAAAUUGCUGGAAGUAAUAGAGAAGUUAUUGAAUAUCAUUGUGUUAGUAAUGGUGAUAGCUUGUUUUGCAAUAUUUAUUUUGUUAAUGGCAAGUACAAGUGACUCUUUUUAUGUACAACUAGGCAGCCAAAGAGAAGUGGACCCUGAAGAGACAAGGGUCACAUUUGAGGAUGUAAAAGGGGUUGAUGAGGCAAAACAAGAAUUGAAAUGUUUAGUUGAAUUCUUGAAGAAUCCAGAAAAGUUUUCAGCAUUGGGUGCCAAGCUUCCUAAAGGCAUUCUGCUUGUUGGACCUCCAGGCACUGGAAAAACCCUUCUAGCUCGUGCUGUAGCAGGUGAAGCUGGGGUGCCAUUCUUUCAUUCAUCUGGUUCAGAAUUUGAUGACAUUCUUGUUGGCCAAGGAGCUGCAAGAGUUCGCAAUCUCUUCAGGAGGGCAAAAACCUGUGCUCCAUGUAUAAUAUUUAUUGAUGAAAUAGACUCCAUUGGAGCAAAACGUACAAGCUCAGACUUCCAUCCUUAUGCAAACCAAACAAUUAACCAGUUAUUAUCUGAAAUGGAUGGAUUUGAUCAGAAUGGGGGAGUGAUUGUUCUUGGAGCUACAAACAGGAGGGAUUGUUUAGAUAAAGCUCUUAUCCGUCCAGGAAGGUUUGAUGUUGAAGUAACAGUACCUGUGCCUGAUUAUGUGGGACGUAAGGAAAUCCUUGGCUUAUACUUGGGCCGUAUACUUAGCAGGGAUGUUGAUGUUGAAAUGUUAGCACGGUGUACUACUGGUUUCACAGGAGCAGACCUCGAAAGUAUGGUGAACCAAGCAGCAAUUAGAGCUGCUAUUGAUGGUGAUGAUUCUGUUUCUAUGAAGCACCUUGAAGAUGAAAGGGACAAAGUUCUUAUGGGUCCUGAAAGAAAAUCGAGAAUACCUGAUGAGGAAACAAAUACAAUAACAGCUUAUCAUGAAGGUGGUCAUGCAAUUGUUGCUUUUUAUACAAAAGAUUCACAUCCACUGCAUAAAGUGACUAUUAUUCAACGUGGUUCAUCUCUUGGCCAUACUGCAUACAUGCCAGAAAAAGAGAGAUACUAUGUUACAAAGUCACAGUUUAUGGCUGUGUUGGAUAUGCUGAUGGGUGGUCGAGCAGCUGAAGAGCUCAUCUUUGGUCCUGAUAAAAUAACUUCAGGAGCCUCAAGUGAUUUAAAGCAAGCAACUUCUAUCGCAACCUCUAUGGUUAAAGAAUGGGGAAUGUCUACAACUGUUGGCCUCCGGACAUAUGAUAACCAUGACAAAUCAUGGGUUAAUGAACUUAGCCCAGGCACAGCAGAACUGGUUGACAGUGAAAUUAAAAGGCUAUUGAUGGAAUCAUAUGAACGUGCAAAGAGCAUUCUCAAAGCUCAUCACAGUGAGCACAAAUUACUGGCAGAAGCUCUGCUGAAGUAUGAGACACUUAAUGCUGAAGAUAUUAAAGAAAUAAUAAAGAGCAAAGAUAGAGCAAGCACAAGUCGGUCUGUAUGA